Molecule: messenger RNA, 438 nt
Organism: Caenorhabditis remanei
Lineage: Eukaryota; Metazoa; Nematoda; Chromadorea; Rhabditida; Rhabditidae
Exons: 3
Coding region: 1-438 (145 amino acids)
Molecular function (GO): protein binding; RNA binding
Source: RefSeq, a predicted model, not a curated record
AUGCUCCCUGGAACUAAACAACCCAUUGUUGUACCAUCCGACUAUAGUCCACCGGACAUUGGGUUUGUUGAUGUGUGUCUAUCUUCCCACUUGAUGGAAAAAUUCGGACGUCUGGAUAAUCUUUCGGCCAAAAGAAUCCAGGAUCUCAAUCAAUAUCUCCUCAGCAUAAACAUUCUGAAAAUGUGGAAUUCAUGCAACGGUCUCCCAGUUGAUACUAAUUCCGAAUUGAGCCUUGAUGCCACUCCACGAAACCACAGUUUCCUAAACAUGGUGAUCCAGACCGGACAAGGCAAGAAGUCGCAAUAUUUGGCGAUCCAGAAGUAUUUCAAUGAAAAGUACAAAAUUCGUAUCAAUUACCCCCAUUCCCCUCUUUUGCGUGAUCGUGGAGGACGCAUGUACCCAAUUGAAACUAUCUGGUUCCGACUUUUCCUGUAUUAA